UAUAGUUCUAUUUAUAUAUCAACACCCCUACCCCAAAAUUAAAUCAUACACUAAACUUACUAUUAAACAUUACAUACCUAUGGCUGCCCAUAUCACCCAAUCUCAGCCCCUCCAACUCCAGGACCGGGUUGCAAUCGUUACGGGCGGAUCAGGCGGCAUUGGCAAAGCCAUCUCACUCCACCUUGCAUCCCUCGGCGCAAAGCUUGUCAUCAAUGACGUUUCGAGUUCCAACCAAUCGGAUUUAGUAGUCUCGGAAAUUAAUACCAAAUUCCCAUCCCUAUCGCAAUCUCCACGGGCGGUUUUUGUCAAAGCUGAUAUUUCUGAUCCAAUUCAAGUGAAAAACCUCUUCGACGAAGCGGAAUCCGCCUUCAAUUCUCCUUUAUAUAUUUUUGUCAAUGUUGCAGGCAUCCUAGACUCCUCUAAGUCGUCAAUUGCGGAUUCCUCCCUCGAUAAUUUCGAUCGGACGUUUGCGGUGAACACGAGAGGCGCUUACUUGUGUUGUAAGGAAGCCGCGAACCGGCUGAAACAAGGAGGUGGAGGAAGGAUUAUUUGUGUGACUUCAUCAUUGGUGGUGGCUUUGAGACCGGGUACCGGGCCGUAUGCAGCAUCUAAAGCGGCAGUUGAAACUAUGGUCAAGAUUCUAGCUAAGGAACUCAAGGGGACGAGGAUCACAGCGAAUUGUGUAGCUCCGGGGGCUAUCGCCACAAAUUUGCUUUUCGAAGGGAUAAGUGAGGCGGAGCUAAAUAUAGCGGUUGAUGAGAGUCCAUUUGGUAGGCUUGGGGAGCCGGAGGAUGUUGCUCCGGUGGUUGGGUUCUUGGCUAGCGAUGCCGCAGAGUGGGUUAACGGUCAGAUUGUUCGUGUUACCGGUGGUGAUGUUUGAAUUUUGAAAAAGAAAAAAACUCAACCCAACAUUUAGUCUAAAAGUUGGGUUGAGGGUUUUUUUUUUCGAAUUUUAGGUUGGGUUAUCUUUUGAUAUAUCUCGGUACCUCCAUUGUAAGAACGCUAUAUUAGUACUAAACCGCAUAUUCUCGACA
Messenger RNA from Helianthus annuus (common sunflower), 1034 nucleotides. Its product is annotated as NADPH-dependent aldehyde reductase-like protein, chloroplastic. Lineage: Eukaryota; Viridiplantae; Streptophyta; Magnoliopsida; Asterales; Asteraceae. The transcript is spliced from 2 exons. Gene Ontology annotation, molecular function: oxidoreductase activity. The coding region runs from base 80 to 880 and encodes 266 amino acids. The record is from RefSeq and is a predicted model, not a curated record.